AUGCCUUCUACCCCUACACGCAAGCAACUCGCGCGCGACGAGCGCAUCGAAAUUAUUUCCCAGCUCAAAGAUGGUAACACGCUACUUCAGAUAGCUCGCAAUAUUGGCCGCACCGCUACAUCACGAAAGGGGCGUGGCCGUCACCCAAAGCUUUCGGAAGACCGAUUGACUGGCGUGAUUGGUUGGAUACGCACUGGGUUUGAUAACCGAUGCAAAUCGGUAGAUCAAAUCGUGGCCGAGCUCAAUCUGUCGGUCUGCCGUGAAACCCUUCAAAGGCGCUCAAGGCUUGGGGCAUGA
Molecule: messenger RNA, 297 nt
Organism: Penicillium bovifimosum
Lineage: Eukaryota; Fungi; Ascomycota; Eurotiomycetes; Eurotiales; Aspergillaceae
Product: transposable element tc1 transposase
Exons: 2
Coding region: 1-297 (98 amino acids)
Source: RefSeq, a predicted model, not a curated record